Molecule: messenger RNA, 1766 nt
Organism: Astrephomene gubernaculifera
Lineage: Eukaryota; Viridiplantae; Chlorophyta; Chlorophyceae; Chlamydomonadales; Astrephomenaceae
Source: the annotation of a GenBank genome assembly
CACUGCUCCCUGUGGGGUAAAAAACAUCAUGCAUAGAAUGGGCAAUUGCCGUGCUUCUGGGGUUUGCGCCUGGCCGGCGAUGAUAUACAACACGUUCCUUACCAAGCAGCAGAAAAGGUAUUCCAAGGCAGUUAGUACUGUGCAGCGUCCCUCUGGCAGGAAAGCCCAACCUCCGAAACUUAACUGCUUAUCGCGCGAGUCGCCAGGGGUAAUUCAAGGCAUUGUGGCCAACUUAGCAUCCCUUCGCGCGUUUUGUAACUCUGGACAUGUGCAUUUUGCAAGAGGUUUACUCACCAGCCCUGCGGCAGCAGCUGCUGCGAGAUGGCUUUGCCAUCCUGCCUAGAUUUUAUCAAGGCCACGACCUACAAGCCCUUCAGUACGAGGCCGAGCUCGCUCUAGAGGCCGCGGGCGCUUAUGACACCGCUGUUGACAGUGAUAGCGAUCUCGGCUAUGGCGAUGACGCAUCCGAAAGCGAAACUAUGGCCAAAGAGAGGGGCUGUAUCUUUGAGGUUGCACGAUCAAUACCAGCCACCGAUAUCUCCUCCCCAGGACCAGGUAUGCAGAGCCCUAAAGCAACGGAGCUGGCACGGUUACCGACCGGAGAACCAGACCCUCCCCGAGCCUCCGGUGCAACUGAAGACGUACCUGGACAGUCGACAGCAGCAGCAACAGCAUGCGCCAUGACAAGCAACCACCUGCCCUCUCAAGCAGUUCCCUUGCCGGGGUUGGGCCUGCUUGCAUCUCCACGGCUCCAAGCCCUUGUGCGUGCUGCGCUGGGCUUCCCCUCGACGUGCACAGAUAACAACCGCAAUAGCAGCAGUAACUGUUCCCACCACAGUUCCGGCAAACGUCCGAGCAGCAGCAGCAGUUGUAGCAGCGAUGCUAAGCUCGAAGGGAGCAGACCGGAACCCACCGGGGCAGUUGGUACUGCUGCUGCUGCUGCUGCUGCAAAAUGCGCCACAACCGCAUGCGCCGCUGCCACUGUAGCUGCUACUGCUUCCUCUUGUGGGCCCUACCUCUUCAAUGAACAGUUUAUCGUGAAGCCACCGCGCAGCAGCAGCCGGUCGGCCUUUGCGUGGCAUCGUGACUCGGACUGGUGUCGAGGCCACCCGCAGUACGACUAUAGUCCGUACAUCUCGGUAUGGACAGCGCUGGACGAUAUGGACGAAGAGAACGGGGCGCUGGUGGUGCUGCCAGGAAGCCACCUGGGGGGCCCGGGGGGGCCCACAGCGGCGCCAUGCAAGGCUGCGGCUGGUGACCCAGAUGGUCGACAGGGCGGUGGUGGAGGCAGCAGGGAGGCCACAACGUCCUCCAGUGCUGAGGCCGCUGGCGCAGGUGCUGGUGCCGGUGCUGCUGGUAGUGAUGUGUCAAAUCUUGAAGCAGGGUUUCACUCAGCGAGGCAUCUCUUCGUACCUGCGGGAACUGUGGUGGUCUUCCUGGAUACGCUGCUGCACGCCAGCGGGCCGAACCACUCACGGCACAUGCGACGCGCGUGGAUGCCACAAUUCAGUAGCCGCCCCAUUUUGCGGAGAACUGACGGGCAACCUGUGGCCCUGGCGAUGCCCCUAACACAGCUACAGGGCAGUCAGCGUUGAAAGGGUACUGCGGGUGCAUGGUACUGCUCAUUGGCUUGCGCUUCUUGGAACAGGCGUGCGUGCGUGAUGGCAGGGAGCGUCAGGCAGCACGUCAUCAUAUUCCCAUGCUGGUGAAUGGAACGACAGUUGCGCACGGUUACGGUGAAGGAAUGUGCAAGCUGCAAUCGGCGG